GUUCGCAGUCCAUACUCGAUUUGUUUUUGCCUCGUAAAAGAACAAGGCCUAUUGGCUAUCCUACGGAAAAAUGUUUGUCUGCGGCAAUUUUUAUUCUCUACAUAUAAUUUCAGAUACCCUGUUUGGAUUCCCUUUUUUAUUUUUAGUUUGUUCUGUAUAAAAGAAUCCCCUUUUCUUGACUUAAUGUUAGUUCAUUUUCAUUUGUUUGUUAAGCAACUGUUUCUUUCACCAACAUGAAAUCGAUACUUCUGUUUAUUUUGUCUCUCUCCAUUGCUGUUCAGUCUGCAUCUGUGCUUCCAGCAGAUCGGUCCUCCUCUUCCUCUGUUCACGUGAAACAAGGUGACAACGAAUACUCUUACAGCAUUCAUGAAAGUCGCGAAGUACAACAAUCGGAAUCUUCUCCCGAAACGAAGCAAAUUCCGCAACAAAUUAUCGCAAAUACUUUGCAGUCAGAAAUAAGUCAAAUAUCUGGAGAGGCGAGAGAUCCGAAAAUCCAGGACCAAGAAAAAAAUCGCGAACAGAGAGGAGUCGAUGGGUCAAACAUUAGUGAUAGUCGGGAAGUCAAGGGUAUAGAAUAUAAAGAAGUAGAUAAUCAGCCACGACAGGGACUGAAUAUCCUGGUGCCAAUCGAAAAUCAACCCCUAGGGGGAUUCCUGAUGCCAGGCCAUCGACAGAUCAAGGGUUUGCAUCUGAUAGAAAGUGAUAACCAACCUCAAACAGAACUGAAAAUUAGCGUCCCUGUCUUUCGUGACAUAAAGGAACAGGAAGUGAAGGCAACCGAAGGUCAAUCCCAAGAGGAACUGAAGAUCAGUAUUCCUGGCUAUCGAUUGAUACCGACAACUGAUGUUCAGUAUACAUUGAACCAACCUCUGUACUAUCCUUAUUAUCCACUGUAUGGAAAUAAUGUAUACAAUUUUGUGAGAUAUGUUUGAGGAUAUGUCUGAGAGGUUCAUGAAUUGAGAGGUUGAGGGUAUUUUCGAAAAAGUUUUUUUCGAGGAUGGAUAUUCAAGUACUAAAUAAAAGAAUGUGCCAUUUA
Molecule: messenger RNA, 1036 nt
Organism: Leptinotarsa decemlineata (Colorado potato beetle)
Lineage: Eukaryota; Metazoa; Arthropoda; Insecta; Coleoptera; Chrysomelidae
Source: RefSeq, a predicted model, not a curated record